AUGUACAAGGGUGUGUGAACUAAAUUUCCCCAGACUUCUAAGUUAUAUGAAUUGUUGUCUAAAAGUAGGAUUUAUUGGUUUCAGUAAAUUCUCCUGGGUCUUGGUGAUUGUUUUGAUAGUAGAACUUGCCAGUCUCAUAACCUGUACCCCUUGCAUCUUCUUUUUUUUUCCCUUCAAUAUGCAUAUAUGCCUUGCUUCUCCUUUGGUGUAUGAACGAACAUCUAUUCUGUAUGUUGGAUAAUGUCUCUCUUAGAUUUUAUCUGUACUAUGAAUGUGCUAAAAUUCUAAAAAGUAGGUAUGCAACCUCUGUAUGCCCUACCUUCUUGUGAUGUUUAAUUUAGCGAUAUUAAUUUCAACAUCAUAGAAUAUGCUACAAACUGGCCUCAUUAUUGGCGGUUGGGACAAGUAUGAAGGAGGAAAAAUAUAUGGAGUGCCUCUUGGAGGAACAAUUUUGGAGCAGCCUUUUGCCAUUGGAGGAUCUGGCUCUACCUAUUUGUAUGGGUUUUUCGACCAAGAAUGGAGGGAUGGGAUGACCAAGGAUGAAGCUGAGAAAUUUGUGGUGAAGGCAGUCUCUCUUGCAAUUGCUCGAGAUGGUGCUAGCGGCGGAAUGGUUCGGACUGUUAGUAUAAAUUCGGAGGGGGUGACAAGAAAUUUCUACCCUGGUGACACCCUUCCAUUGUGGCAUGAAGAGCUGGAGCCCCAGAAUUCACUGCUGGAUUUAAUGUCAACCUCCAGUCCUGAACCAAUGACCCCAUUGGAUCCCAAAUAG
Molecule: messenger RNA, 769 nt
Organism: Ilex paraguariensis (yerba mate)
Lineage: Eukaryota; Viridiplantae; Streptophyta; Magnoliopsida; Aquifoliales; Aquifoliaceae
Source: the annotation of a GenBank genome assembly